UUGAGUUAUGUAGUUGAGGAAAUUUGAGUUACGUAGUGAGGCAAAAAAGUUGAACCGUCUCUGGUUGUAGUUAAUUAUUUCUUAACCAUGAUAAGAACAUUGACACUGGCUUCUGUAGUAAAAGACACAAGCAGCACCCUCUAAGGAUCCACAGCAGGACGACGUUUAAAACAAUUGACCAAGGGUCCAGCAUGAUGCCUGAGGUACAGGAACUGUUUGAGGCUCUCCCAGAGCCCAUCACCGGAGUUGUUGUGGUGGCAUGCCGAAGCAAGGCACCUGCUGAAUACACUGUUGUUGCACAAACAACAGAUGGUUCCGACGCCGACCUGUGGAAGGACGGCUUAUUCAAAUCCAAGGUCACCCGCUACCUCUGUUUCACCAGAGAUAAUAGCCAGUCGUCCGAUGUGCUCCUUGACAUGAGGUUGAUUGAUUUGAAGGACGCUCUACCAGAGGGCUUCAUACCCAUCCAAGAAACAAUAGACACCAAGGAGCCUGCCUUGAGGAAGAAGAGGCUGUGUGUUAGGCUCGGCCUACGCCUAGCCACAGAGACUGCUGUGUGUGACAUCCAGAUCCAGGGGAAGUCCAAGCACACCUGUCCACACUACACGUGUAUUGGAGAGCUAAACAAUAUGGACAUUUUGUAUCGAAUGGGAAAUGUCCAUCCAUCCACCAAAACCGCUAUCUACAACUCAAUGCCCAACACCACAAGGCAAAUACCUGCAGCGCUCCCCACCAGCCCCUACAGGAGGAGCACAAGCAGGCCUGACUCAGAGAGCUCCAGUCUCUAUACCAUAUCAGCAAUGGAUGAUGUGCCCUUCACAAUCUCUGAGAAAUUUCCAAGAACCCCUGAAGAAAUGCAGCGAGUCAAUUUAAUGGGCAUUACGAUCAAAUCCUUGGCAGAGAUCGAGGAGGAAUAUGAGUACAACUUCAGCACGGAGCACAGCAUCGGCACUUCCCUGCCUCUCAGGCCCACCCAGAGCCAGUACUGAGAGAACUUAUUGAGUGAGGAACGCUCUAGAGGAACAGGGACAGAGAAAAAGACUACAGCACCUUCACGAAUGGUCUCUCAUUCCACAACAACGAAACACUUACUGGAAUGAUGUCUCUGAUGUCCAGUUUAGAGUCCACAUUCACAGUGGUCCCUCAUAUCAGAAGUCAACAGGUUUCUAAUCUAUCUCAAAUUAACGGCUAACAGAAAUCUCACAAACAGGAUGUGAAGUUAGUAACAUACAAUUCCAAGUAUCAUAAUAUUGGAGGUAACUAUUCUAAAUGUUGUUAAAUGUGCAUUUGUAAUCUCUCCAUAGCUCUGUAUGUUUCAGAGUUAUGGUCAAAUGUUUGUAUUUGUUAUCAAUACAAUACUGUGCAAACUCCGCUUAACGCACAUUUAAUUGUUUGUGCUCACUUAUUGCUUGCGUGAUAAGAGCCACAGUAACCAAACGACCUCAUAUGUUGCAAAGCUAUCAGCAAAUGUAUUUUUAAUUCUGUAGCACAUCUCCAAAUAGGUUGAUACCUUUUCAUGUUGAGUUAGUACAGGGUUUCCCAAAACUCUGUCCAGGGGACCCCAAGGGGUGCACGUUUUGGUUUUUACCGUAGGACUACACAGCUGAUUCAAAUAAUCAACUAAUCAUCAAGCUUUGAUCAUUUUAAUGAGUUGUGUAGUGUUAGUGUUUCCCAGCACGUUUUGGUUUUUACCCUAAGGGGUCCUGGGAAACACUAAGUUUAGUACAAUCAAAUAGGCUAUACACAUGUUAAAUUGAUAUGAUUGUUGAAUUGUUUUAAAUCUAUUGUUAUUGCGUAUAUUAUUAUAUUAUUCAGUUAUGUAGUGUAUAAGAAUGAAUAAACACCUUAUAAAUCUCA
Molecule: messenger RNA, 1857 nt
Organism: Oncorhynchus gorbuscha (pink salmon)
Lineage: Eukaryota; Metazoa; Chordata; Actinopteri; Salmoniformes; Salmonidae
Product: multivesicular body subunit 12B-like
Exons: 10
Coding region: 192-989 (265 amino acids)
Biological process (GO): viral budding; regulation of epidermal growth factor receptor signaling pathway; virus maturation
Cellular component (GO): ESCRT I complex; late endosome
Source: RefSeq, a predicted model, not a curated record